Molecule: messenger RNA, 556 nt
Organism: Pterocles gutturalis (yellow-throated sandgrouse)
Lineage: Eukaryota; Metazoa; Chordata; Aves; Pterocliformes; Pteroclidae
Gene: DPH1
Product: diphthamide biosynthesis 1
Exons: 4
Biological process (GO): protein histidyl modification to diphthamide
Molecular function (GO): 2-(3-amino-3-carboxypropyl)histidine synthase activity
Source: RefSeq, a predicted model, not a curated record
GUAUUUGGGCGACGGGCGCUUCCACCUGGAGUCCAUCAUGAUCGCCAACCCGGGGAUACCUGCCUACAGGUAUGAUCCCUACAGCAAGGUCUUCUCCCAGGAGCACUACGGCCACGAGUCCAUGCGCCGCGCUCGGCAGGACGCCAUCCGCACCGCUGCCGGUGCCCGCUGCUGGGGCCUCAUCUUGGGCACGUUGGGGCGGCAGGGCUCCCCCGGCAUCCUGCAGCACCUGGAGUCGCGUCUCCGUUCCCUGGGUCGGCCCUUCGUGCGGGUGCUGCUGUCCGAGAUCUUCCCCAGCAAGCUGCGGCUCUUCCCUGAUGUGGACGCGUGAGUGCUGCUGACUCCCCCCUCCAGCUUCCCCCAUCAGGGGCACACCAUGAGCACUGCUGGCUCCCCAGCUUGGGGACACAGCUCUUUGUCCCCUCUGCAGGCUGCGGUGGCUCUCCGAGACGUCGAGUGGCAGCAGCCUUACCCCAUGGACUUCUACGCCAGCCAGUCGCUGGGGCCGUGGACGGUGAACCACGCCAGCACGCCGCGCCCCGGCCGGCCAGCCCAG